UUAACAAACUGAUAAACUGCUGUCAAGAAACGUUCAUCCAUGAAAAAUUCUCACGUGUUAAACAAACCACGUGUAUCUAUAAUACGUAUUAGCAAAUUUGUGUAAAUAAUCUUAAUUCAUUGUUUAGUAAUUUUAUUUUUUGUACAGAGACGAGUGCAUAUUGUACAACAUAUAUACAUACAAUAUUAUGAAUAUUAAUAUUUAUUUUAAAAAGUAUAUUCAGCAAGUAAUUAUAUUUCAUUUAUAAAAUGUUUAUAAAAUUAUUUUUACGAACUUGUAUUGAAAAGCAAAAACAACAUGUCAGAAGUUGUAUCAGGAAGCAGUGUAUUCACAUAAAUACAAAAGAGUCUAUAAUCAACAUAUCCUUAUCACAGUUGAAACAUAGUUUUAAGCAGCAAUGUUUAAAUGUAACAGAAGGGUAUACAUGUAUUAUAGCAGACUGUCCAAUAUGUAAUGAUAAGAAAAAAGGUUCAAAAAUUUAUGUAAAUAAAACAACAGGAUUUUUUAUGUGCGAUAAGUGCAAAUUUACUGGUUCAUGGAAUAUACUAGAGAAAUUUUUAUCAAUAAAAAAGUCAAAUGAUAAAUUAAAAGAGCUGGAAAUGUUAAAAGCAACUUGUCAUUUGGAAGAAAAUUUUGAAGAAGAAUGGAAUGAGAAGAUAAAGAACUGUCAAAAUGUUGCAGAUAUGUCCACAGAAGAAUAUAAUAUGCUUCUCAACAAUUUUUCGCUUCCUUAUGUUUUACAAGAAGAUAUAUCUCAAUUAAAUUGUUUUUAUGAGAAGGUAACCAAUGUAAUAUAUUUCCCAUUGAUAGGUUUAAACAACUCUAUAGUUGGAUAUAAAGUGCUUACCACUGAAGCAGGAAUAGAACAAACUGUCCCAGUCUUGGGUGUUGGUGGAUGUAUUAAAUACAAGAAAUAUAAUAGUAAAAGCGACAAUGUUGCUGUGGUCGUUGGAAUGAUAGAUGACCUAUUAGCUUUAAUAUCAAAGAAGUUAACAAACAGCAUCAUCUGUCUUCCCUACAAUUUAAAAAAUUUACCUCAACAGUUAUUACCUUGCAUGGAAUCUUUUAAGAAAUUAAUUUUAUGGUUUGGAAAUGAUGAAACAAGUUGGUACACCGCAAGGCAUUUUGCAAAAAAGCUGAAUGAUAAACGAUGUUAUUUUAUUAGACCAACAGAUUCACAGCCUCGGCCAAAAUUAGCCGCCGAAAUUGGUUAUGAUUUUAAAAAUAUUCUUCAAAAUGCUCAACCUGUAUGGCAUAAAAGUAUAAUUACCUUUCAUCACCUUAGGGAAGAAGUAUUGAGUGAUUUACAAAAUAUUGAUAAAGUACAGGGUGUAAAAUGGAAAAAAUAUCCAACUUUAAAUCGUAUACUAAAAGGUCACAGAAGAGGGGAAUUCACAGUACUAACAGGACCAACAGGAUGCGGUAAAACAACUUUUAUGAGUGAAUAUUCUUUAGAUUUAGCAAUGCAAGGUGUGAGCACUCUAUGGGGUAGUUUUGAAAUAAGAAAUGUACGAUUAGCAAAAACAAUGUUACAUCAAAUGGUAGGUGUACCAUUAGAUCAAAAUCUGGAAAAUUUUAAUGUGUAUGCAGAUGCUUUUGAGAAAUUGCCAAUUUAUUUUAUGACAUUUCAUGGUCAACAAAAUAUCAAAGUAGUGAUGGAUGCAGUUGAACACGCAACGUAUGUUCAUGACAUAGCUCACGUAGUAAUUGACAAUGUUCAAUUUAUGAUGGGAACGACGGACGAUUCAAAACAUAUAGAUAGAUUUUGGAAACAAGAUAAUAUAAUAUCAAGAUUUAGAAACUUUGCCACUAAAUACAAUUGUCAUGUAACUGCAAUAAUACAUCCAAGAAAGGAACGUAACGACGAGGAACUGACGACCUCUUCAAUUUUUGGGAGUGCAAAAGCGAGUCAAGAGGCAGAUAAUGUGCUUAUUAUUCAAGACAAGAGACUUACAAGUAUCCGAGGCAAAAAGUACUUACAAGUAGCCAAGAAUAGAUAUAGCGGAGAUUUAGGUAUCAUGAUAUUAGAAUUUGACAAGUCAAGUCUAAGUUAUUCUUCAAAAAUGAAGUUAAAAGAGAAGGAAAAAUCCACAACAAAAAAGCAUUCAGUAGAAACGGAUAGUAAACAGACUUCAUAAAAGAAUACUUUUUUUAAAAGUAUUAAAUAAAUAUUAUAUUGUUAAACUUUCUUGUACAUACAUAUAUUUUUUAUAUUAUAUAG
Molecule: messenger RNA, 2221 nt
Organism: Osmia bicornis bicornis
Lineage: Eukaryota; Metazoa; Arthropoda; Insecta; Hymenoptera; Megachilidae
Gene: mtDNA-helicase
Product: mitochondrial DNA helicase
Exons: 7
Coding region: 249-2138 (629 amino acids)
Biological process (GO): mitochondrial DNA replication
Cellular component (GO): mitochondrion
Molecular function (GO): ATP binding; 5'-3' DNA helicase activity; single-stranded DNA binding
Source: RefSeq, a predicted model, not a curated record